Cucurbitaria berberidis CBS 394.84 is the source of this 1104-nucleotide messenger RNA. RefSeq lists its product as uncharacterized. The transcript has a single exon. The record is from RefSeq and is a predicted model, not a curated record. The annotation marks the transcript as partial. Lineage: Eukaryota; Fungi; Ascomycota; Dothideomycetes; Pleosporales; Cucurbitariaceae.
AUGGCGAAAUUCAACGAACUGCCAGCCGAGCUACGCAACGUCCUCUACGCAGGGCUUCUUCGCAACAGCCACCCUGCCGGCAACGAACUCGCAAUAUUCAUGGUCUCCAAGCAAAUUCACGAGGAAUCGACGUCGUACUUUUAUCAGCAUAACAACAUCGCCAUCUAUGCUCCAUCCACUACUACCGGCGCCGCCACUAUUCUCCCUCCGAUCGCCGAUAAGUAUAUUCAAUUUCUGCGCCGUCUGACGAUAUACACCUUGACUGGACAGGCGAGAACACCCAGUGUACAAAAGGCCGCAACUACUAUCGCAUCCCUAGCUGCUAUUGGCACACAGCUCGACGAGCUCAGUAUCACGAUCAUGUCCCCGCUUUCUCAUUUUCUCAACUCCCGCGUCGACGAUUCGAUCUUGGACAUCAGCCACCCUAUUACCGUCGCGCUACUCCAACUGCUCGCAUCAGGGGUCGCUAAAACCACUUGCAUCGAACUGAAGAACGCCUGGUUUGCCCCGGGGGUCGCCCACACACUUCACGCCAAGUUCGGAUCUCGCCUUCGAUUCUCCAUUUCAGAUGCGCAUACUAUGGACCCAGCCUCACUGGAGAGACCUCUGACAGGUCGCUAUUCAAGCAAGUACCUCACCACUCUUGAUCUCAGCUAUGAGGAUCUGGACUCCUGCUCUAUUCCUAGGACUUCCAUAAGCUCCAUGCCUUCGUCGCUGCCGUCCUCUGUGUGCUCGGCUUUGGCAGAUCUAGACACGUUUUCAGUUAGCUCAUUCGAAAUGAAAUUUGAGAACGAGGCAGCGAAAGACGAGCUUGGUGAGUCAUCCAAUGAGCGUGACACAAGUGAGCAGCCGUUCUUCACAGACGAUGACAUUGAAGAGUGGCAGGCGUCGACACUGGAGUUCGAGCAAGAAGACGUUGACAACCUCCAAGAUAUGGACCUCGAUGUGGAUGAAGAGAUGGAGGAUGUCCCACAGGGUGAUGUCCAGAUGUUCAUGAACAACCUUGAGGAGACAGCACACCAUGUUGCUAACACGGCCGAUGUCACGUACUUGGCGAACUUUGCGCCUGACUUGCUUUUGAGUCGACAUCAUUUGGGUCACUUA